Colletotrichum higginsianum IMI 349063 is the source of this 1299-nucleotide messenger RNA. RefSeq lists its product as uncharacterized. Bases 1 to 1299 code for a protein of 432 amino acids. The record is from RefSeq and is a predicted model, not a curated record. Lineage: Eukaryota; Fungi; Ascomycota; Sordariomycetes; Glomerellales; Glomerellaceae. The transcript is spliced from 2 exons.
AUGGCACGACUCAUGCCAGACGAAAUAUGGGUUUCGAUUCUCUCCUACCUGCCCGACUUCCACUGCCUCAGAAACGUAGCUCUGGUUUCUCCAACACACCUCCGCUGCGCCCCUUCGGCAUGUCGACAAGUGCUUCUGAACGAGAUAGGCCACCGCACACUCCCUGAUGCCAUAACGGCACUCGAGUCCUCGAAAAUCCUUCCGAAAGACCAAAAUCUUGUUGUAGGCUUUAGUGACGCAUACCUCAAGAGGCGAGCUCCUAUUCCACCAACGAUCAGCCUGUCAGAUGGCGCUGCCCUGUCGGAGCUACAUAAGUACGUCAGCCACCUUGGGUCAAAGUUGCAGGAAAUCUCUCUGCAUCGUCUGGUGAAGGAACAGCGUGGCCUCGCCAACGACCGCCAUGACUGGCCAGACGCCCCCGCCACAGCCGAGAAGCCCACGGCUACCGAAGCUGCCCGUUUCCAGAGAGCCCUGUACCGGUUUGAGAUAUAUUGCAAGCUAUUCAAGGACCCGGAAGUUGUACGCUUUAAUAUGGACGUGGUCAACUUCCAGAGAGCACACUUUUUUGAUUGUUUGUCGCCUUGGGAGAUCGAGCAGCUGGUCGCCAUCAGGGAUCUUCUCGCGGCAGCUGUCAUUGGCCCUCCACUACGUGCUCUUGUAGAACUGCGAAAGAACGAGGCCCUGCAGACCCAUCACUGUGGUCCACGACACGGCUCGCAAGUAGUGUACUGGACGAGUCCAAUUUUGCCUCCCAAUCUGGAGCGUCGCGACUGUCACAUCAACCAGAACCAAGCGCGACUGUUGUGCUUUGGGAUAAAGUUCCUCUACGAAGUGUCCGUUUCGCCAUAUGCACAUUUCUACCAACUCCUCCGGGAUCUCCCGCAACAGCCGCGUUACGCCAGCUACAACCGGGUGGGCGAAAUCUACUCCUGGUUUACUGACGCGGUCGAUGAGUGUAUUGAGCUGAGCAAUCUGGAACUCCCAUUCCAAAAGGCACUCUCAUCUUACACUGAGGAUGAGUACAAGGCCUACGUGCGGCAAUCAUUGGUCGCCGAGGAUCCCGACAAGGGGCCGGAAGAAGCAUGGUACUGGGCAUAUCAAUCGUUCCCCGGAUCGACCUGCAACGACCUACGGAUGACCAAUUGUCGACUCUUUGGCUUGUUUUUCUGGGACUCGAGUCGUCUCAAGACCAUCAACUUCUUCACGCGCGUCGAUUUCUGGUGGUGGCGGUGGGAGGGAGGCCGACAACCGGAUUUUGAUUGGGAAGUUGGUGCACCCUACCCUCCAGCGUUCUUUUGA